AUGGAGGAGAUCUUAACGAAUUUCCGUCGGAAUCGACUGUUCAGCAUUCAAAGUUUGGACGCCGAUGAUCCGAAUUCGAUGCGUUCGCGAGCCGCAACAAUGUCCGCAGCAGCUGGAGCGCAAGUCGAUCAUGGAAUCAAGGUUCUUAAAGAAUUGUCAAUAAUUGUGCUGGAAACCGCUUUAAGACUACCAGGCCUGAUUUUAAUGGAAUUAUGGUGGAGAAAUCUGGAUCUCUCGUUCGAGGACAUAUCGCAGGAAAUGCUUAAAAAGGCUCCAUUCAACUCAUAUUUGGAUAUCACCACCGUUCUCGAUUUCGUGCAUCGCCGAAACUUUGACAAUUCCGCCGCCAUCAUUCUCAAUUAUUCAGUGAUAUUGAUAAGUUUGAUGUUCCUCACGCUUCCGUUGAAUCGACUCUUUCGAAUGUAUUCGCAUUCGAUGUCGAUCGCCGUGUUCGCGUUCGCCCAUUACAUGUCGUUCACCUACGUUCAAUUGGAAAUUGAUGCCGGCGACGAGGAUAUCAAACUCGACGAUUUCGUCAAACUCGAAAGACACGGAUUCCAUUUUUUGGCGCAGAUGCUGUUGGCUCUUUGCCAAUCUCUGCUUCUCGAAUUGGAAUCGGAGCAUUGGCGCGUGUUUCUCGCGAUGUUCUGCAUUCCGAUCGUCUCAAGAAUGUGCGGUUGCCCUUUGGACAAAUUGAUGCUGACGCACAACAUCGCGUGCGGUCUCGUGAUGAUCUUCGUCUGCUUCUACAUGCUCUACCGUUUGCCGAAUCUCAUCAAGGCGAUUCGCGUCGCGUUUCGACAAAUCAAGGCAAUCUUUGUGAUUCGCGGUUUAGCGAUGGGCUCGGUGACGGUGUGGCGACGAUUGAGAAUCGCCGAACUCAUGGCGUUCACGUGGAUCACGAUAUUCUCAUCGCGACUUUAUGUCGAGAUGAUCGAGAAAGGACGACCGUGGUGGGAAGCCGGGCCGGUGCUGCUCGCCGGUGUUGCCGAGAGCACCAACACGCCGAUAUCGCUGCUCGCGCUCGCCAUCACUGUCUCAUUCUUCUGCAAAUGGGUUGCCGAUGCCGCGCAGUUGGUCGUCGGCGGCCAACGCGAUCAUGGGCAUGUUUUGGCACAUUCCGGGUACACUGAAGCGUUCACCCUGGUGGUUCUAUGCGCUCAAACUGGAUUGCUCGGAAUGAAGACGGAUCAGAAGGCGUUCCUCCUCGGUCUUGUCCUCUUCAUUGUGAUGUCCGCUCUUCUCCAAUCGCUCUAUGAGCUCCUCGAGCCGCAACUAUUGAAUCUCGCCUCGAAUCACUCGUCAACUAGGGGCCGUCACAUUCGAUGUCUCGCGUUGGCGGUGUUCUUGAUGAUCGCGCCGGCCGCCAUGUGCAAAACGAUUCUCACAUUCCUACCAUUUGAUUUAUGGUGCACUAUUAUUAUUUCGAAUUGCUCGUUGACAUCGGUUCACGCGAUCUCGAUAACGGCUCAAUAUGUGAUUGCAAUGAUCGAUAGCAAAUCCGAAGAGCCAUGGGAGGGAAGCGACAAUUUCACGUUUUACGUGAACUGCGGCACUCGCGUCACCGAAUUGCUGAUCGCCAAGAUCGUCUUGAUCUAUGGAUGUAUUAAGAUUGUUCAUGAUGGCCUCACAUUCUCAACAAUCGCAAUUCUCCUGUUCCAUGUAAUUGUAAAUAUCUACAAGAGAAUUGAACAUUUGGUGCUAGUGAUUCGGUCGAGAUCGGAGGCCUGUAAGAACAUUGAUCGCCUGUCGAAGGCCAACGCAAAACAGCUAAAAGAGCGUGAAGAUGUUUGCGCGAUUUGUUUCAUCGAGAUGCGCGAAGAAGCCCGUAUCACGCCGUGCAAUCAUUAUUUCCAUGGUCCAUGUUUGCGCAAGUGGCUCGCAGUGAAGCUGGUAUGUCCGCUAUGCUAUUCGGAGAUGAAGGUUGACGACGAGAAGGCCAAGGAUUCUGUAACGACGACGACGGCGGCAGCGGCGGCGGCGGCUGAGAACGCACCGCAGGCGGAUGUUAAUAGAAGGCCAGUAAACGGUGAAAUGUAUUUCGAUUGGGAUGAUAUGUUUAGUAGUUUCGCGCAUAUUCCCGGAAUGGAACGAGGCCGAAGGAAUCGCGAUGAGCAGCGUCUUCAUGAAGCGCGCGAUAUGUGGCCGUUGCUCAUGGACAACCAAGCUUAUGAGAGCGACUCGUCGACGACAUCGGAAUUCACGAUUGCCGAUGAGGCGAGAUGA
This is a messenger RNA of Caenorhabditis bovis, 2226 nucleotides long. The record is from the annotation of a GenBank genome assembly. NCBI's taxonomy places the organism in Eukaryota, Metazoa, Nematoda, Chromadorea, Rhabditida, Rhabditidae.